Belonocnema kinseyi is the source of this 1077-nucleotide messenger RNA. RefSeq lists its product as uncharacterized. The record is from RefSeq and is a predicted model, not a curated record. NCBI's taxonomy places the organism in Eukaryota, Metazoa, Arthropoda, Insecta, Hymenoptera, Cynipidae. Gene Ontology annotation, molecular function: odorant binding. The transcript has 4 exons. Bases 379 to 714 code for a protein of 111 amino acids.
GUUUUUUUACAAAUUUUUUUAUUUGAUUUCGAGAGAAAAAUUCAAAUUGACCCAUGUUAGAUUAUAAAUCCCUAUGGCUUUGGAAAUAAUUCAUUUUACCUUAAAAAAGUAUUUCUUUAGAUAGUACAAAAACUGACCCUUGACAGUUACUACUAAUUAAAAUUCAUGACAAUCAAUUGAUCUUGAAAAUCGGAUCAUUGUAAUGCGAAAUUUUCUGAUCAGUUAGAAAGUCGGUAAUCUUUAUAAAAGGAUUGCACGUCAUUUGUAUCCAAUUGCGGGAUCAAAUUAAUCAACUGGCAAUUACUGUGUUAAUCAAAAUGGCUUAUAAUUUUCAUUGACCUAUAUUAAUUAGUGAAUAAAAAUAAGUAUUGAUGGCAGAUGCAUGGAAGUUGUGGAAUGACUGAAGAAGAGCUGGAAAAAAAUAUUUUUGAAUACUGUCGCAAUCAAGUUGCCGUUCAGGGUUCUGAAAGCUUUGGUUGCUUUAAUGGCUGCGUGGCUAUGAAAUUUGAAGUAAUCAAAGAUAUGAAGUUUAAUGAGGAGAAAUAUGUAGAAUUGGUGCUUACUUAUAACCCUUAUAUGGAUCGUGAGCAAUUAAUAGACGCAUACCAAUUUUGUGUCAAUGAUAUACCCAAAGUCAACGACGAAUGCGCACUAUUUACAGAAAUGGUUGAAUGUGUCACGGACAUGACUUGGCUUUACUUUCCAACUGAAUAAAAGUAUUAAAAAAUUACAAUUAGAAAAAUGAGGACAACGUAAAAAAAUGUUUGUUUGCAAAAUUAAAUAUUAUAUGAAACAAUUACAUAUUUAGAGGCAUUGUAAAAUGAAUAAAGCUGCUUAGCAAUAAGCAUGUUUACCUUUCUUUUAAUUAUUUAUAAAUAUGAGGAAGCGCAAAACUGAUAAGAUAUAGAAGAGGCCAUCCAUAAACUACAUUACCAAUUUGAGGAUAACAACAAAGUUAGUAAAUUUUGGGAAGGAAGCUGAAGGAAGCUGUCUACUAUUAUAUUUUUGUUAUGAAUUCAUCUCCUUUGGUUGCAAAUUCUGCUAUUUCCUUAAAAUGAAACUAUUUUGGUAAACAGU